AUGAGAAAAUUUCAUCUACAACUAGUGUUGUAUGAUGAUGGAAGACGAAUCAGAGGGAGAUCAAUCAGAAGCUCACGACUAUUCGGAGCCAAUAGAACUAGACGAGGAGCAAGGUAGUGGAGAAUUUUCUGACGAGGGUUCUGAACAGGAUGCUGGAGAUGAUAUCGAGACCACAAGCAAUAAUAAUCCCUACGGUGAAGGUACAUCACUGUCAGUUGGCAGUAAAGUGACAAAAAGAUCAAGCAGGCGAACACUUAAUGAACGCCGAAGUAAAUCUGUGCAACAACUUGUCAGUUCUUCGUCAUAUUCUGAUGGACCAGAAGUUACAUAUCACCGCAAUGCAAGAAAGAGACAAGCAUCUCCGUCGCAACUAGAUCUACAUCAAAAUUUAUCACCUGAUAAUAUUGAAAUUGAGAUACCUAAUGGCUCAAAACAAAAUACAAGACUCCCAGGAUUGGGUAAGACUGCAAUACUAUCUGGGAGAAUAAUGAAAAAAGACGAGUCGGAAAAUAAAUCUGAAACACUUCCAACGUCUCGAAAUGAAUCCACAGCAAAAAUACCCGUGCGAACUCCAGAUCACCUCGACGAAGAUUCAGACAAAAAGCAAACCGAUCGGUUUGUAUCAAAGCGACUGAGUAGAUCAGCCGAGAUUCUACCGCUACAAAAUAUGUCCCCUCGAAACCAGUUUAGCAAAAACUCUAAAAUGUCUGGAUCAGCUGUAAAAUUACCUCUUCUUCGUCGCUCAACUUCUGCAGCAAAUUAUCUAAUGGGUGAAAAAUAUGCAAGGACAGCGUCGCUAAUGACAACAACUCAUUUACCCGGAUUUAUCGGAGCUCCUAAAUCCAAACAAUCGGAAAGCAUGACACUGGGCUGUUGGAGACAGGAAAAUAGUCCAGGAACGUCCGUAAAAGGAAAGGUACAGAUGAGUUCCACGGGGAGUGGAUCGGACCAGACGCAGGAACAAAAGAAUUCGCUUACUGGGGGUGAUGCGAACGAAAACAAAAGAAAAACCCGCAGGAGUUCGGAAGAUUUUACUCUCAUUCCUACACAAUUUACGUCCUCCAUCGCGGUAUUUGACGAUUUGUCGAAAUUUAAGUCAAAGAGGAAAAAACAAAAUGUAGAAGUUAUCGACUCCCAAAUGUCUUUGCCACCGUCCGCUAAUCCGCCUCCUAAUACGCAAACUACUUCGGUGACAGGACUAACGAAAUUCGCUAAAGAUGCUGAAAAAGAAAGAUUCAGGUUGAAGUUACCAGAAGGUGUCUGUUCCGAUCCUCUGCUAAGUAAACUUCGUAUGGAAAGUGGCGAUAUUGGAAUAGCCGCACGAAGACCUUCUGAGUCGCCUUUAGUGGCUAUUAGAAGACAUGAUAGAAAACAAUGCGCUAAAAAAGUAACACCGGUUAAGCUGAAGCAUAGCCGAAAAAGCGAACAUAAAAAUGUGGGAAGAGGAAUAGAGAAAAAAGAAAGCGACUAUGAAAUAAACAAUGAAAUUGAAGCAAAAUUGCGUGAGGUUCAAAGACUGAAGGAAGAAAAAGAGAAAAGGCGUCGAAAAAAACACUCUCCACCUAAUCCAGAUCUUGGAUCUAUGUUGUCAAAAAAGCCUUCUGAUAAUAUGCUAAGGAUUCGGAAACGAUCGGAAGAAGUCAAGCAGUCAGCGGGUAAACCAAGUACCAGUAGAAAACCAUGGCCGUUUGAAGCACAUAGUGAACAUCAUUUAGCAGGAAGAGCAGGCGUGCUUGAGCAUCUUGCUUUGGUGGAUAAGCAAUUGCAAAUGAGUGGGAGCUUUGACAAUUUACUGAAGAAACGAUGGGAGAGGAUGGCGCAGGACGGGGAUAGAGAUGACAAUGGUGCAUUUCUAACAACAGUCGGAAAGUUUGUUCCUCUGGAUCAUUCCAUUGUUCUUGUCGGUCGAACACCAUUGCCAGAUGGCUCUUUCAAAAAGACAGUUGUUCUUGGAACACUGAUGAAUAAAUUACCUGAAAAGGAAGAGGUUGGAUCUGGUGAUUCCAUGGUAACCUUGAAUUCAUCAGCUGUCGAGUCUCCGAUUGUAGUCAGAGGAAAUGAUUUUUUUGAAGGCGGGGGUGAUACUAGUGCUGCGAUUAAACCAACUUUGAUACAAGGGGAAAAUACACGAAAUAUGCAAAUAUAUAAUAAGCAUGACGAUACCGAGAAAUUAGGAAAGGACGAAAGGACGGGUAAGAAAAAUCUAAGGAGUUUUGCGAGAAAAAUGAGCAAGGGAUUUACAGAUAAGACAAAGACUGCUACUCGAAACGUUGUCACAAAGCAACAAGAAAGGAUGCGUAGGAUGUCUACAGCUGUUGGUGGAAUCACCAGGAAUAUGAGGAAACGAGGGAAAAAUAUAGAAGAAGAAGACAUUACACCGGUACAGGCUGAAGCACAAGACACCGGCCGGGCAACAUCUGAAGAUGGCGAUUCAGCAUUUUACAGUUCUGAAGAUGAACCGUUCGAUGAAACUAUUCUGCAGCAAUGUGAAGGUCGGAAUAUAUUUAUAGGUAGACGAAGCCGUCCAGAACCCAUUUCAGGAAAAAGGAAGGUUCGGAGAAAAGACGUACUCUGGCAUAUUCCCACUGAACAUGAUACCUGCCCAAUUGCAAACUCUGAUGCAUUAAAUCGCAAAAUGCGUGAAUUGAGAAUCGAAAUUCGCCAAUCUACCGACUUAAAUUUGAAGAAAUGGAGAAUUGGCAAAGAAGGCUGGGUUGGUGAAACGGGUAGCAAAUUAAGUUUUGAUGCACCAAACGAAAGAGGCGACUUCACUGUCGAUAAUCUUAUAUCAAACGAAGAAAACUGGGAGAGACAGAUGAGACAAAUUAAAAAGGCACUUGGAGUUUUAGCCAGAGAAUCCAGGCCAGAUUUAAAUGUCAAGGCGUUACCGUAAACUAA
Messenger RNA from Styela clava, 2898 nucleotides. The record is from RefSeq and is a predicted model, not a curated record. Lineage: Eukaryota; Metazoa; Chordata; Ascidiacea; Stolidobranchia; Styelidae.